AUGCACCUAACCUUGUUUUCCAGUUGUCUGUGUGAGUCUCGUACUCGAUUAGCCAAUGCUCUCACCUUCCUGACCAGCCUUGGUUCUGUUGUGGCUGUUCGCUCGUCUCUGCUUCGCCUCCUAGCCUCUUCUUCGUCUUUAUCAUCAUUACAAAUAAAAUCAAAUAUUUUUGGUCAGGCUUACGGGUUAACAAGUAGGCCGAACGGCUCCAUUGAAGUGGAAGAUAAUGAAUCAGUCGCAACAGUAGUCAAGACAACCUUGCCUGCGACCAGUGAAGAUCAUCUCGCCAAGCUUCGGGCGGAUCUGGAGAAAGCGCCUGCCAAUAUUUGGAACGACCUUCUGAAACCCCUAUUUUUACAGCACAUAGAAAAAGAAGUUUCGCCUCGAAAUUGUGCUAUAUAA
Protopolystoma xenopodis is the source of this 402-nucleotide messenger RNA. Lineage: Eukaryota; Metazoa; Platyhelminthes; Monogenea; Polystomatidea; Polystomatidae. The record is from the annotation of a GenBank genome assembly.